GAACGUGAUCUGGAGCGCUCUUGUUGUUUGUUUUAUUCGUUCUCAUAUAAAAGCCCGGAGGCAACUGAUUUCAAGCUCAAAUUAUAUUCCUCGCACUCGCUGUUACCAUGAAAUUUUUGUUCGUAAGUAUCAACUGUCAAAAGAGCAAAUUGAUUAUGAAACUCGUCGUACUAUAUUUUCUACUAUUUACGAUAUCGAGCUGUGCUCCAGGAAGACUAGGUACUAUCGAUCAAUAUCUUCCAGAACUCACCGAGACCGAUGAUGAGUCGUAUACAACUACUCCGACCGAAUCGGACGAGGAAACGGAUGAUUAUACUUGGUAUUACCAUGCAGAUAAUAUUACUGACGCGACCCAGAGCGACAUAACUUUGAAAAAUUUAGUGGCUUAUAUCGAACGGAUCGCCGGACAGGACGACACUACCAAAGGACACUACGUGUACACGGACAAGGCAGGCCGUUCUGUUACCAUCGUGUACGUUGCUGGUCCUUCUUCAUCGCUUGCGGCGUACGUUGAUGCCAAAUGAAAAUUCGAUAUAUUGUCGUUGGGUUAUAUUUCGUGUUUUUUUUUCUAUCUUAACAUAGAAUAUUUUUUAUGUUUCGGAGCAUUACUUGUCAAAAUCGACGUCGAAAACUGUUCCAAAAAUGCUCAAUCGGAAACCAUUUGUCGUGCGUGGUAAUUAAAUUUGACUUUAUGACGAUUUUUACCGAAAAACAUAUUCUAUGUGCAAUAAAUAUUAUUAUAUGUAUGUAGUUGGAACGACAGAAAUAAUUAAACUUUGUUAUAUAUUUUA
Aphis gossypii (cotton aphid) is the source of this 791-nucleotide messenger RNA. RefSeq lists its product as uncharacterized. Lineage: Eukaryota; Metazoa; Arthropoda; Insecta; Hemiptera; Aphididae. The record is from RefSeq and is a predicted model, not a curated record. The transcript has 2 exons. Bases 108 to 524 code for a protein of 138 amino acids.